This is a messenger RNA of Halichondria panicea, 2323 nucleotides long. RefSeq lists its product as uncharacterized. The record is from RefSeq and is a predicted model, not a curated record. The coding region runs from base 71 to 2134 and encodes 687 amino acids. NCBI's taxonomy places the organism in Eukaryota, Metazoa, Porifera, Demospongiae, Suberitida, Halichondriidae. Gene Ontology annotation, molecular function: oxidoreductase activity. The transcript is spliced from 9 exons.
ACGCCCAUCAUUGUCUGCAAAGAAAGAAGGCGUGGCUGGAUCUGCCCAUCUGCUCAGCGAUCGUCAUUAGAUGAAAAUGGCUGUGGACAUAUCUUCUAAAUUCAAGCUCAGCAAUGGCAAAGAAAUGCCAUACUAUGGGUUUGGCACCUACAAGAUGAAAGAUGAGCAAAUCCUUCACAAUGCCAUCGAAUUCACUAUUAAAAAUGGAACCAGGCUGAUUGAUACGGCUGCUGUGUACCAUAACGAGCACAUGGUUGGAGAAGCUAUAAGGAAGGCAUGCUCGAAGUACAACUUGAAACUCAGUGAUGUGUUUGUCACAACUAAACUAGAUACUGGGAGCCAGGGAUAUUCCAAUGCUCUGAGUGCGUUUGAAACCUCUCUGCAAGCGCUGGGUAAGGACUAUGUUGACCUGUACCUCAUUCAUUGGCCCGGGGUGAGAGGUAAAGCACGAGACGAUCCUGCCAACGCAAAGGCCAGGAGGGGCAGCUGGAGGGCACUGGAGGAGCUCUACCAAGCGGGGAAGGCUAAGGCAAUUGGCGUGUCUAACUACACACUAAAGCACCUUCAAGAAAUGCUGGAAUACUCCACUAUUAAACCUCACGUACUACAGAGUGAGUGUCAUCCUUUAUUGCCUCAACAUGAUGUGAGGGUGUUCUGUGCAGAGCACGGGAUCUUCUUCCAGGCCUACUCAUCCCUCGGAACUGGAGAUGAUAAGUUAAUGAAGCAUGAGAAGCUGAUGGCUAUUGCCAGCAAGUACCCCGGCAAAACUUCUGCUCAAAUAUUACUGGCAUGGGCAUUGCAGCAGGGAAUGGUAGUGGCUAUACUGGCUCUUGCUGGAAUGGGGGUCACAUUGAUUGUGAGAUCGCAGAAAGGUGCUAUACCAAACGGAGCUCUCCUGGACUGUGAGGAUGCAACCUGUCAGUAUGAACAGCUGGUGUGUCCUGAUAGAGACAACUGUACGAUAAACUGCAAGGACAUAAUACCUUACACUUGCUUCAGAACCGGUGUUGUAUGUCCAAGUGUAUUGGGAGAUUGCAAUCUCAAUUGCGAUGAUUUGUUCGCCUGCACCCAAGCUAACAUUUCAUGCCCUCAAGGGAACUGUAAUGUGAACUGUUUGAGUGAUUACUCAUGUAGAUACUCAGUGAUGCAGUGCUCUGGUUACGAUUGUCUCCUAUCUUGCAUGGGCCAAGAGUCAUGCUCACAUUCAACUAUCAAGUCCUCAGGAGAGAACUAUCUACUCGACUGUGAAGGACAAGAUACAUGUACCGAUUUGGACAUAGACAGUUUGAAUGAAAGUUGCCGUAUUAAUUGUCACAAUGAUGGUUCAUGCUCACGCUCAACUUUAGACUGCUCUAAUGGAAACUGUAGCCUGUACUGCACUAAUUUUUCUUGUGAUUAUGCAACGGUUAGGUGCUCACAGGGUGCUUUUUGCGAUGUGAAUUGUAACGAUUCUUAUUAUGACAUAAUCUGGGCCUACAGGUACUACUAUGAUGACUAUAGUGCUACGUGUUCCUCGACAGAGUUUGUGUGUGAGCAAGGCAGUACCUGUGUCUUCAAUUUUUAUGGAGGGUACAGAAUUGGCUACGACACAAACAUCACAUGUGAAGAAAACAGUACUUGCAGCAUCAGGUGCACUGAACUAAGUAUUUAUAGUGGUAGUCACCAAUGUGAUAGUGCUAAUAUCAUAUGUCCCACCAGUAAUGGGGACUGUACCGUCGAAUGCAGUGGCUACAAUUCAUGCCGUUCUUCACGCAUUACAUGUGGACCAAGCAGUGACUGCUUGUCUUGUAGCGGGAAGUGGUCGUGCGAUGGCUCAACUAUCACACUACGUGCCGGUUUAAAUGAACCCAUUAUGAACUGCACUGGUCUAUCAUCGUGUCGAUAUUCUACCAUUACUUGCUCAGCUAAAAACAACUGCAAUAUCAACUGCGACGGUCAGUAUUCCUGUAUCAGUGCUCGAGUGAUCUGUCCCACAGGAGACUACAGCUGCAACAUACGCUGCACCGACCCACUAUCCUGUCAAGGCUUGAGUAUCACCAACACACACAGUGUCAACCUGCUCUGUUGUGGUGGUCCCACUGCUUGUGCAGGAACACGUGUGGUACCCACUUCUACUGAUUGCCCCAAUGAUUAACAAGUGCUGACUUAAAAUGUAGACAGAUAGUGAUGUAAUUCAUCGUAGCUCUUAUUAUAGAACAGAAACUGGUGUGCAAAACUAAAUUUUAGCCUAUACUGUAAUUUGCUUUUGUACAUGUAGCUUUGAGUAUAUAUACAACGAACGGUGACGAUAGUUUUAAAAGAUAAUAAAUUAUAUGCUAUUCAA